UUCUUUUGCAAAUGGUAUUGAACAAUUGGUGCAUGCUAUUGUUAAUGAUUUGGAAGCUAGAGAAAAUGUAACUAUAAAGACGUCACAUCAUGUAAAAGAACUGAAAUUUGGUAAGGAUAUUGAGGUCUAUACAAAUGAUAGGUCAUUUAAUGCCGAUCAUAUUAUUAGCACCAUUCCAUCACACGAGUUAGCAAAUCUUCUUCCCGAACUUCCAUAUCUAACACAUAAUCCUUCAGUAACAGUUGCAGUUGUAAACAUUGCAUAUGGCCGGCCAAAUUUACUGCCAGUCAAAGGAUUUGGAUAUUUAGUUCCACGCAUAACACCAAACAAUCCGUAUCAUGUCCUUGGUGUAGUAUUCGAUUCUGAUGCCAUGCCUCAUCAAGAUUAUAAACAAGAUAAGUACACAAAACUUACAGUCAUGAUGGGUGGUCAUUAUUAUAAUGAUCUUUCAGAAAAUGAUUAUCCAAGUAAAGAUGAACUAUUAAGUCAAGCAAUUGAAACAAUAGAAAAACACUUAGGAGUAUAUUCAACUCCAUUACAAUGCAUGGCACAAAUUCAUAGGAAAUGUAUACCACAAUAUUAUGUUGGACAUUAUUCCAGAAUGAGAAAAUUACAUUAUGCGAUUAAGAAAAAAUAUGGGAAAAGAUUGAGUGUUGGAGGUGCGAGUUAUUUUGGUGUUAGCAUUAAUGAUUGUAUUGCUAAUUCUGCAAGGUUGGCACUCGAUUUGCUUGGAAAUGAUGAUGAAAGAGUAAUUAUUACUGGAUUAGAAAGAGUUGAA
This is a messenger RNA of Racocetra persica, 778 nucleotides long. Lineage: Eukaryota; Fungi; Glomeromycota; Glomeromycetes; Diversisporales; Gigasporaceae. The record is from the annotation of a GenBank genome assembly.